Molecule: messenger RNA, 2987 nt
Organism: Lutzomyia longipalpis
Lineage: Eukaryota; Metazoa; Arthropoda; Insecta; Diptera; Psychodidae
Gene: cd
Product: peroxidase
Exons: 6
Coding region: 203-2725 (840 amino acids)
Biological process (GO): response to oxidative stress
Molecular function (GO): heme binding; peroxidase activity
Source: RefSeq, a predicted model, not a curated record
GAAUUUCUCGAAUUUCACUCGUCACACUGUCCCCUUAGUAAAUUAGUCAUUCCUUGCAUUCUCUCUGUGGCGCAUGGAUUCAUUUACGUGAUUCUCAUAAAGAAAUCUUUGGCUGUUCUUAAGGUGUAAAGUAAGGUGAAAGUGUCGUGUGGAAAACGUGAGGAGUGCAAAGAAAUUUCAACAGACUUUUCUUUAAAGUUUAAUGACAAGAAGUAUUCUUAGGAUGGCAAGCGAAAGGACUCCUCUCAACACGGAUAUCCCACCGGGGCCGUCUUACGUUUAUCCUCGGGGAUUUGGGACUAGAGCUCGACAGCGGCAAAUCCGGCAGUUUCAGUGCUGUAUCUGUGCAACAUUUCUGGUUAUAUUUGUUGUGGCUUUGGUAAUAACGAUAUCGUACACAUUGAGUACAGAAGACAGUAAUUUUGUUGAUAAUUCUACAAAUACUCCAUCAACUUUUGCAAUUGAAAAUACCACGGAGGCUUCAUUGAAUGGCACAGAUGUUACUCCAACUGCUACCAUUGAAGCUCUACAAGGCCUUCCAAUACUUUUCCUAAUGAAUUUUCCUUUAAAAGAGGAGGCUCCAGACAAUUGGACUCUUCCUAAGCCAACACAGCAGGAAACAACUGAUGCUAUAAAUUCAGGGAAAAAUGCAUUGGGGGAUAAAGAAAUUCUUGAGGAGAACCUACCGAGUCCAGUAAUGGGAACACCUUCAUAUCGCCAUCAGAAAGCCAUUGCAUCAACUCCUGAAGCAACAUCAAUGACAAAGCGUGGCUUUGUGGAGAAUCAAGCGACCAGGGCUUUCAUGUCUCGUCAUCGAAAUGUCUCUCGUUCUAGGCGUGAUUCUGCAAGGAAACAUUCAAUUGGACGAGGUGCUCCGAUCGAUCUGGGCCAGCCUCAAGUUUCAUUAAAUUGUUCUCAGAUCUCUUCAGUAUAUCGCACAUCCAAUGGAAGCUGCAACAACAAGGAUAAUCCCCAUUUUGGUAGUUCACUAACACCGUUUAGGCGAAUUUUGAAUCCAGAUUAUGCGGAUGGUAUUCAACAACCUAGGAUGUCUAGUGAUGGGAGAAGUCUACCUUCGGCUAGAAAAGUAUCUUUGGAAAUGCACAGACCUGAAUUUGAAUCUGAUCCGAAGUUUACUGUAAUGAUGGCUGUCUGGGGACAAUUCUUGGAUCAUGAUAUUACAGCAACGGCUCUCAAUCAGGGACAGAAUGGACAACCGAUUGAUUGUUGCUCAGUUGAGGCCCAAACACAUCCUGAAUGCUUUUCUGUACCAAUUGAAGAAGGUGAUCCCUACUUUGAUGAAUAUAAUGUCACGUGCAUGGGAUUUAUACGAUCAGCUCCUGCUCCAACUGGACACUUUGGUCCUAGACAGCAACUCAAUCAAGCUACAGCCUUUAUAGAUGGGUCUGCUGUUUAUGGUUCAACAGACUCCCGCACAAAAAUGCUGAGAGAACACGAAGGUGGACGCUUAAGGAUGUUCCAUACUGCUGACAACCGAACACUCCUACCCUUGUCUACAGAUCCAUCCGAUGGAUGCAAUGAUGCGGUGCAAAAUGCAGCUGGAAAAUAUUGCUUUGACACCGGAGAUUCAAGGGCUAAUGAGAAUCUUCUCUUGACUUCUAUGCAUCUAAUCUGGGCACGGCAUCACAACCAUUUAGCUGAAGGAUUAAGUGCUGUUAAUCCCAAGUGGUCUGAUGAGAAGUUAUUUCAGGAAGCUCGAAAAAUUCUAGGAGCUCAAAUGCAACAUAUAACAUACAUGGAAUUCCUACCCAUUCUCUUUGGAAAAGAUUUUUGUGAACAUCUUAAAAUUUUUCCAGAUAACUCUACAACUGAUACAUAUCACCCCGAUGUAGAUCCCAGUAUUGCAAAUAGUUUUGCAGCAGCUGCCUUUAGGUUCUCACACAACCUACUUCCAGGACUGAUGAAUGCUUCUCGGGAUGAUAACACAACGGAAGCCAUUCAUUUGCACGAUAUGCUUUUCAAUCCCUUCUCUCUGUGGCAUCCACGUGGUGUCGAUGAGGCUGUUGCUAGUGCUGUAGAUACUAGCUUAUCACGACCAGAUGCUCGCUUUACAACUGAACUUACUGAACGUCUCUUCGAAACACCAACAGAAGAUAAGCCUCAACCACCGUGUGGAUUAGAUUUAGUAUCGUUAAAUAUUCAACGAGGACGGGAUCAUGGGCUACCGGGGUAUCCUGAGUGGAGGAAAAAGUGUAAUCUCUCUCCGGUUGAGUCCUGGGAAGAUAUAAGUUCUGUUGUAGGAUCAGAUGCAACAAAACGGCUUCAAAUGCUAUAUCGUCGUCCCGAUGAUAUUGACGUCUACACAGGAGCUCUUCUUGAGAGUCCUGUAAAUGAUUCCCUAGUAGGACCUACACUUCUCUGCAUGCUAGGAGAUCAGUUUUUGCGCCUUAAGGAGGGUGAUGCUUUCUGGUACGAAAGGACUCAUGGUCCACAGCGUUUUACUCCAUCCCAGAGGCAAGAGAUACGUAAAACUACACUUGCAGGAGUAAUUUGUGCGAAUGCAGACGCACUGGGUGAAACACAGAGGGAAGUUAUGCGGAGUGUUAGUGAGGAAAAUCCUAUAAUUGAUUGUGAAUCCUUGGACACGUUCAAUUUUCAACCAUGGAAAGAGAAGAAUUUCCGAGGCGUUAAAAUGGAUUCAACACAAUCCAAAGUGCUGGUUCAUCCCUCGAGGAAUGGAAAUGUCACUAAACCUUUGGAUUAAAAAUGCAUAUAGAUUAAGUAAUAUAAUAUUUUAAUUCAUAUAAGAUUUUUAAUUGAGGAUUAUAUAAUAAAAACCUUAAGAGUAGGGUUUUUUGUAUUCAAAGUAAGGAAACUAAAAUUCAUUAGAUAUGUAAUAAAAAUAUUGAAAAUUUGAGAAAGAUUAAAUUAAAGCAAUUAUGGGAAUAGAGUUAACAAUUUUCUUUGUAUUAUGAAUAUGCAUACAUUAAAAUAAGCCAAUAAAAUUAAUAAUUAAUUGAUAGAAA